UUGCUGUCUCCCGGACUUCAAUUUGAACCUUCCGAAGACACUUCCAGUCUUCCACGUUCAAAAUGGCUUCUCAAGACCACAAUUUCCAUGAGGUACAUCACCACCACCACCAUGACCAUCACCACCAUAACCCUCCCCAUGAGGAUUCGGAAGCAACAUCCUGGAUAGGCCCAGAUGGGAGGAAGUACCAUAGCCAUGACGGAUUGGCACCUCAUUCCCACGAACCCAUUUACUCGCCUGGCUACUUUAGGCGAAGGGCACGCCCACUUUCUAACAGGGAUUUCAAUGAGAGAGCCUUCACUGUUGGUAUUGGUGGCCCUGUUGGUACUGGGAAAACAGCUUUAAUGCUGGCCCUCUGUAAGUUCUUGAGGGAUAAGUACAGUCUUGCUGCUGUUACUAAUGACAUAUUCACGAAAGAGGAUGGGGAGUUUCUGAUAAAGCAUGGAGCACUUCCUGAAGAUAGGAUUCGUGCGGUAGAAACAGGAGGCUGCCCGCAUGCUGCAAUUCGGGAAGAUAUCAGCAUUAAUCUUGGUCCUCUUGAGGAGCUUUCUAACUUGUUCAAAGCAGACAUUCUUCUUUGUGAAUCUGGUGGAGACAAUCUGGCUGCCAACUUCAGCAGAGAACUGGCUGACUAUAUUAUUUAUAUUAUUGAUGUAUCUGGUGGUGAUAAAAUACCUCGAAAAGGAGGUCCAGGCAUUACACAGGCCGACCUUCUUGUAAUAAACAAAACUGACCUUGCAUCAGCAGUUGGAGCUGAUUUAUCUGUCAUGGAACGUGACGCGCUGCAGAUGCGGGAUGGUGGGCCAUUUGUCUUUGCUCAGGUCAAGCAUGGUGUAGGUGUGGAGGAAAUAGUCAACCGCAUCCUGGGAUCUUGGGAAGCAGCAACAGGAAAGCAGCGUCAUUGAACCAGAUUAUGAAAGUUUGUCUGCCAAUGCUCACUUCCAAGCUGCUUUUAUCCUAUUUCCUAUUGGUGGUGGGAAAUGCAGAGAGUUUUGAAUAGGGGUCUAAACAGGCCAAAUCAAGUCAGAGCUCUAGCAUUUCAGUUUGCUGUUUAUUUUUACCAGUUCAAAAUAGCUUGUUUAGCUCUUGAGCUGAAUUCAUAAGAGUCUUAAUCGAAAUUAAGUUGGGAGUAAUUAAGUUGGGAGUAAUUUGUAAGUUUCAUGUUUCAUAUUAAUCAAGGCAAGCUUGAAACUUCAAUAAACACUUUGUUGUUUUCUAUGUUUGAUUUGAUAACCAAAGCUCAAGUGAGUCCUUACUAAGUCUUGUUUGA
Molecule: messenger RNA, 1270 nt
Organism: Coffea eugenioides
Lineage: Eukaryota; Viridiplantae; Streptophyta; Magnoliopsida; Gentianales; Rubiaceae
Product: urease accessory protein G-like
Exons: 7
Coding region: 63-905 (280 amino acids)
Molecular function (GO): GTPase activity; nickel cation binding
Source: RefSeq, a predicted model, not a curated record